Myripristis murdjan (pinecone soldierfish) is the source of this 1934-nucleotide messenger RNA. It is a transcript of the gene styk1a, whose product is annotated as serine/threonine/tyrosine kinase 1a. NCBI's taxonomy places the organism in Eukaryota, Metazoa, Chordata, Actinopteri, Holocentriformes, Holocentridae. Gene Ontology annotation, cellular component: plasma membrane; signaling receptor complex. Gene Ontology annotation, molecular function: transmembrane receptor protein tyrosine kinase activity; ATP binding. The record is from RefSeq and is a predicted model, not a curated record. Gene Ontology annotation, biological process: multicellular organism development; positive regulation of kinase activity; cell surface receptor protein tyrosine kinase signaling pathway. The transcript is spliced from 10 exons. The coding region runs from base 259 to 1584 and encodes 441 amino acids.
UCACAGAUUUGGACAUCAGUGUGUUUGUGUGUUUGGUGGAAAUGCGGCUGCCUGUGGAUGUGUCGCUCUGCUGGAGCCCGGCGGGGUGUGUGUGUGUGUGUCUGUGUGUGUGUGAGUGUGUGUGUGUGUGUGUGUGUGAGGCGUGAGUGUGUCACAUCGGUCGUGGUUUAACACCGACAGGCAGAGGAAACCACAUGAUUUGGAUACUGGGACCCCACAGUGUGUGUGACACCGGGACCGUCCCGAGAGCUGCUCAGCAUGUCAUCCAACUCCACGGCCGCUACGCCGUGCGCUCCGGGGGAGACCAUCUGUGAGAUCAGGGUGUACGAGUCCGAGGUGAUCGUCGUGCCCACGCUGCUCCUGCUGACCUUCCUGUGCACCCUGCUGGCCGUGUGUUUGCUCAGGUUUUGCCCUGAACGCAGACGGGCUCGGGCCACGGCGCCCCGGCCCGCCCAGCCCUCCCAGCCCUACCAGAGGUCGAGCCACAGACACACUCAAAGGCACAGCCACCGACGGGACCUGCAGGGCAUCGAUGCUCCGCCCGGGCUGAACGCGCUGGAGCAUGAGGAGCUGCCCAUGACGGUUCAGCAGAUCCAGCGCAACGUGAGGCCGACUCUGGCUGCAGUACCACAGACGGCCACAGAGAGGCAGCACGCGGCCUUCAAACAGGUCACAGCCCUGCCGCUGUCCUUCUCCAUCAAGCCGGAUGACACGGUCAGCCUCUACAGAGCCCGAAUGGACCGCAGGGACGUCGUCCUCAGGGUCCUGAAAGAGACGGCAAACAGCAGCGAGAAGCAGCACUUCCUCGGCUUCGCCUCCUUCCUGUCCGGGCUCGGGCCGCACCCCUUCCUGCCCGUCCUCAUGGGCGUCAUCUCAGCGCAGCCGCCGCUCAUGAUGGUGGUGGAGGAGCUGCAGCACCGAGACCUGCUGGGCUUCCUGUGGAGGUGUAGGCAGGAUAACUCAGGUGGAGAGUGUCCAUGUGACCUAACAGAGAAGAAGAUCUUCACCAUGGCAGGACAGGUGGCCUCUGCUCUGGAGUACCUGCACACUCAGGGCUGCAUGCAUGGCAACGUGGGAGCUCGCAGCGUCCUGGUUGGUGGGGACCUGACGGCCAAACUGUGGGGGUUUGGCCCCGCCUACCGCCGGAGGACGCAGGCCGGGUCGCCGGGCGAGGUGGAGGACAUGGAGCUGAGGAAGUGGCAGGCGCCUGAAGUGCUGGCCAGGAGACCCGCCAGCCAGAGCAGCGACGUAUGGUCCUUUGGUAUCCUGCUCUAUGAGAUGGUCACGUUAGGCGACCCACCGUUUGCUCAUCUCAUGGCCAGUGAACUCCUGCAGUAUCUCCAGAGAGGAAACACCCUGAGGAGACCAGCCAGCUGCUCCAACUCACUGUACUCGCUCAUCAGGUCGUGCUGCCAGUGGAGCUCGCAGCAGCGUCCGCCCACGUCCGACCUCAUCAGGAGGCUGCAGGCCGGCGAGAGGUCAGCCAAUGACAGGACGGUUCUCAGAGUGCCUGAGCCGCUGGACAUUGAGAAAUACCUGCGGGAGGCGGGAUAUGGAGAGGCCUACAACUACGCCGUUCUCUGAUUGGCUGGGAGUCUGAUCAGUCAACGCUGGUGUUCCUCCUCCUCCUCCGCCGGGCCGGCCUCACGUGAUUUUGCACUGAAGACUGUUCUGAAAGACGUUCUGCGUGGGCUGUGCACGUCGUUGGACCAGUUAUCAAAUAACUUUUUAUAUCAAAAUGCGCAUUCAAUCGAACUGUUAUUUUACCGGACACUCAAAAUCACUCAGCUCGCACAAAGAGACUGCUGGGACACUUCAUGAGUGUUACGGAGCACACUCACGUUACGUUCAAGGAGUAUGUUACAGAAUACUCCAGGGUUUUUCUGACUUCCCCAGAAUGAAACAAGAUGUUCGACACCGUUUUCACCUCUGUA